AUGCCCGCCAAUGCUGCUGGGGAAAUCAAGCCGGUGGUAGCCACGACAAUACCAACACUACCGGCCGGUUCAGAUGUGAAACCCACCGAAACCUCACAGGCCCUUCCUGGUCCAUCGGAUUCCGCCAUUCCUACCACCUCGAUCGAAGAGAAAGAUCCCGAGCAGUCAGAUAAAAUCCCUGAUGACGCAACAGAAACAGUCUACCUGAAUAACUUGAACGAGAAGGUCAAACUGCCAGCUUUAAAACAGACCCUCAAGAAUUUGUUGAAAAACUUCGGUCCUGUUUUGGAUGUGGUCGCCCAUCGAUCAGUUCGGAUGAGAGGGCAGGCUUUCGUCGCGUUUGCCGAUCGAGAGGUGGCUGCGAAAGCAGUCAAAGAAGUCAAAGGGUUCCCCCUAUACGGAAAACCAAUUGAAAUCGCAUUCGCGCGAUCUCCAGCCGACUGUGUAGUCAAGCGGAAGACGCCGGAUGAUUUUGAAACCCACAAAGCUGAACGACUAUUGAAAAAAAAACGAUCUCGUCGAGAGAACCCACUGCGGAAGAAAGCUUUUGCGCUUAAAGAAGCUGCGCAAAAAGCAGCCGAGGCUGCCUCAGCCGGUGGUGCCGCUGCACCUGCCACCACUACUUUGCCCGCCUCCACCUCCAACAGGAAAAUCGUCCAAAUGCCCGAUGAAUAUCAACCACCCAAUAAAAUCUUAUUCAUCCAGAAUCUUCCCGAAAACGCCGGGAAGGACGCCCUCGAAGUCUUGUUCAAACAGUAUCCCAAUCUGGUGGAAGUUCGAACGAUCCCGGGUCGAUCCAACAUCGCAUUCGUGGAGUAUGUGGAUGCUACCAGCUCAGGCGUUGCCAAAGACGCCCUGCAUAACUACAAAUUUGAUGGUGAACAUAAAAUUAAAGUCACCUUUGCUAAGCAGUAA
Messenger RNA from Puccinia triticina, 915 nucleotides. RefSeq lists its product as uncharacterized. Gene Ontology annotation, molecular function: U1 snRNA binding. The record is from RefSeq and is a predicted model, not a curated record. Gene Ontology annotation, cellular component: U1 snRNP. Bases 1 to 915 code for a protein of 304 amino acids. Lineage: Eukaryota; Fungi; Basidiomycota; Pucciniomycetes; Pucciniales; Pucciniaceae. Gene Ontology annotation, biological process: mRNA splicing, via spliceosome. The transcript is spliced from 5 exons.